Messenger RNA from Nematolebias whitei (Rio pearlfish), 3331 nucleotides. RefSeq names its product zinc finger, FYVE domain containing 28 (gene zfyve28). The record is from RefSeq and is a predicted model, not a curated record. The transcript has 14 exons. The coding region runs from base 55 to 3111 and encodes 1018 amino acids. NCBI's taxonomy places the organism in Eukaryota, Metazoa, Chordata, Actinopteri, Cyprinodontiformes, Rivulidae. Gene Ontology annotation, biological process: negative regulation of epidermal growth factor-activated receptor activity. Gene Ontology annotation, molecular function: metal ion binding. Gene Ontology annotation, cellular component: early endosome membrane.
CAGGUAGAGGAGGGCUGAGAGGGCUUGGUGACAAAGGAAGGUGGCCAAGUAACGAUGAACCGCUUCCGAAAGUGGCUGUACAAGCCCAAGAGGACGGACCCUCAGCUCCUGGCACAAUUCUAUUACGCUGAUGAGGAGCUCAACCAGGUGGCCACUGAACUGGACAGCCUGGACGGCAGGAAGGACCCUCAGAGAUGCACCCUGCUGGUCAACCAGUUCAGAUCCUGUCAGGACAACGUGUUGAACAUUAUCAGUCAGAUCAUGGAUGAAUGUAUCCCCAACAACCGGGCCAACAGAGACUUUUGUGUCAAGUUCCCCGAGGAGAUUCGUCAUGACAACCUGGCAGGGCAACUGUGGUUUGGAGCUGAGUGUUUGGCUGCAGGCUCCAUCAUCAUGAACCGGGAGAUAGAGAGUAUAGCUAUGAGACCCCUGGCUAAAGACCUGACUCGCAGCCUAGAGGAGGUACGCAACAUCACCAGAGACCAGGCCCUGAGAGACCUUAACCUGUACACAGACCGCAUGAAAGAGGCGUUACGACAUUUUGACAGCCUUUUUGCUGAGUUUGAGCUCAGCUAUGUGUCCGCCAUGGUGCCUGUGAAGUCUCCCAAAGAAUACUAUGUACAGCAGGAGGUGAUUGUGCUCUUUUGUGAGACUGUGGAGAGGGCCCUGAAGUUGGGCUAUCUCACACAAGACAUGAUCGACGACUAUGAACCUGCACUCAUGUUUACAAUUCCCAGACUAGCCAUUGUGUGUGGGCUUGUUGUGUUUCCUGAGGGACCUCUGAACCUUGACCGGAAAUCUGAGGACAUGUCUGAUCUCUUCAGGCCUUUUCGCACUUUGUUGAAGAAAAUAAGAGAUCUCCUGCAAACUCUCACGGAGGAGGAGUUGAUGACGCUCGAGAGGAACCUGUGUAUUUCUCAGGAAGGAGAGUUGUCCACGGGCCAGGGGCUGGCCACAAGCAACAUACCAGCACAAAUCCAAGAGAACUGCUCAUCCUGCAGCCUUACAAGUGACACCUCAUAUGGGGAGGGUGAGGGGGGAGAGGAACAAAUGCCUGUGUUUGUUGUCACUGAUAGGGAGGAGGAAUUGGCAGCGGUAGAAAAUGGCUGGGAGGAGGUGGAAACCCAAAGCGGGGAGGAGGAACAGGAAGAAGGCCUGGUCUGUGAGGAGGCGGAGGAGGCCGAGUUGGCGUGCUCCAUGCAGUAUGAUGAGGAGGAACUGGAACAACUCAACAUGAUGGUGUAUCGCGUGGGGGACGAGAUGUCUACUCUGCUGUCCCCUCCAAGCCAAGGUCAGUCUCCAGCCCAUCAACCCAGCAAAAAAGAGCCUGGAGGCUCCAGUGGAGCUUCCAGCACUGAAGCCUCCCCACGAAGAACCUUGGGGAGCCGUGGACGGACAGGCAUCCAUGUAGAGGAGGAGGACAGGGUCUUUUUCAUGGAGGACCUGGAUGCAGCAGGUGAGGGCAUCACCAGUGUUGCAAAAGAAGCAAGUAGUUGUCUCGUCUCUUCUUCUAAAGAGUCUACAUUUCGUGUGCAGCACAAGCUCGAAACACAGCCUUACUCUAGAAGGAAUGGUUGGUACUCUGAGACUACAUCAGAGCAUCCUUGUUCACAGCCGCGCAGCAUGAACACGCGCUGCUCGGUGGCAAAGCGCCCCCCGUGCACGCCAACCUCUUGUUCCGAACCUCUGCCUUACAGCAACGGGUGGGAAAUGGGUUUAGAAGGGACAGCAUCUGAAACAGCUGAGAUCAUUGCCCACCGCAUGGGAGGGAUGAAGCUGUCGGCCACAGUCAUCUUCAACCCUCGCUCCCCCAGCUUGACAGAGCUGGCAGUGGACAAGUUGCUGCUGCCUCUGCCACCUCCCUCUGAGAUUGAGCCCUGUGGCCCCCUGGUGGCCACUCAUUGCCUGCUUAACUCCUGUGUCUGCUGCGGGAGCUGCGAGGACAGUCACGAGGAUGCAAUCGCCGCUGACGCCGCAGGGCUCGGGUUAGGCCUUGGUCUGGGACUGGACAAACAUUGUAAGACCUCAGCUCCCAGCACUGUUAUCCAGUCUGCCGCCUGCCAGCUUCCUCAGCCUGCUCAUGAACCUUUCAGUAAAAGUGAGGGCCCCCAGCUGACUCCACCUUCUUCCCAUUACUCCUCAGAGCCGCUAGAAGAGGAUUCAAAUUCCCAGCUUUGUGACAAGUGCCUGGUGGUGUCUUCAGGGCAGGGGCAUCUCUCUCAGGACUGCAGCUCUAGAAAAGGAGAGACAGUCUCCACAUGUAACCACCAGCAGAGGACUGAAAGGAAGCAGCAUGCCAGUGGAGGGCGGGAGAGUGAUAAGGAGGAGGGUAACAGCAUACCAGAUAAAAAGGAAUUCAGGCGGGACACCAAAGAGGACAACAGGAGAAGCUCCAGUUUUCAGAACUCUCCCCUCAGCUCUGUGUCAGGUAGUGACUGUGAGAGUGUGUCGGUAACCACAUGUAGUCUUUCCAGCAGUGCAUAUACUCCCAGUCCUGUUAGCAGUCUUACUCCCAGCUCUGGGACGUCAGACGAACUGGACCACCAGGAGAUCAAGCUGGCCCUGCAUGACACCAAGGUGGCAUCGAGGAACAAGAUCCGAUCCCGUUUCCACAGCAGCAGUGAUCUUAUCCACCGUCUCUUUGUUUGCAUAUCAGGUGUUGCUGAUCAGCUGCAGACCAACUAUGCUAGUGACCUUCGUAACAUCCUCAAAACGCUUUUUGAAGUCAUGGCAACCAAAUGUGAGCAAGGAGACAACGAUAAGCAAAAGAAAGGUCCUGUUCUGCGCAGUGCAGUGCUGGAGGACUGUGCUCUGUGUCAGGAGACCAUUUCAUCAUCAGAAUUGGCAGCCAAAGCCCGGGAAGGCCAGUUCGAAGACCCUCCAGACUGGGUCCCUGAUGAUGCCUGCAGCUCCUGCAUUGCCUGCAAGGCUCCCUUCACCGUCAUCCGUAGGAAGCAUCACUGUAGGAGCUGUGGAAAGAUUUUCUGCUCUCGUUGCUCUUCCCAUUCUGCUCCGUUGCCUCGGUAUGGCCAAGUUAAACCCGUCAGGGUUUGCACCCACUGCUACAUGUUUCAUGUCACGCCUUUCUACAGCGACAAGCCCGCCAUCUGAACCUGAAUCAGUACCUAUAACACAGUCUGCUACAAGAGCAUAUGCAACAGACAGAACCACCGCUGCGAACAAAACGCAAAUGCAACACUGCGCUGGUAAUCCUUAAUGGUCAUGAUUGUACCUCCUGAGCACGGCUUCAGAGUAAUGUCACUGUAAAUGAGACGAGCAGAAAGUCCAGACUAAUGUGUCAUUGAGUCCAAGAGUGAUUUUUUUUGUGCGC